AUGAAUCUAUACGAAGAUGCAUUGCAGGUUGCAAAAUUCCAAGCAAUCAUUGCAGCCUCUGCAACGAUCCCUGGUUAUUUCGUGACAGUUUACCUGAUUGAUCGCGUCGGAAGAGUCAAGAUUCAGGCGACCGGGUUCUUUUUCAUGGCUGUAAGCUUGUUUACAACCGCGAAAAUCAACAGGGGCAAUUGGGGAUCGAAUGCGAAUUUCGGGUUCAUGAUACUUUACGGAUUUACGUUCUUUUUUUCCAAUUUGGGGCCGAACACCACCACAUUCAUAGUCCCGGCGGAGCUUUUUCCGGCGAGGUUUCGUGCAACUUGUCAUGGGAUUUCCGGUGCGGUUGGAAAAGUGGGGGCGAUAAUUGGAACGAUCGGGUUCUUAUGGGCUUCUCGUGAUCCACGACAUGGGGUUGAUGUGUCGAAAGCUUUAACAGCGAUGGGUGUGGUUUGUGUUUUAGGGUUUUUUGUUACUUAUUUCUUUACUAGGGAAACAAUGGGGAGGUCGUUGGAGGAUAAUGAGAAUGUCGACGAGCUCACCGGAGUCUGGUUUGUUAGGUUUUGGCCCAAUAAGAUAUGGAAGAAAGCAGUUCAACAAACACCUAUGAACUAA
This is a messenger RNA of Lactuca virosa, 609 nucleotides long. The record is from the annotation of a GenBank genome assembly. Lineage: Eukaryota; Viridiplantae; Streptophyta; Magnoliopsida; Asterales; Asteraceae.